Messenger RNA from Eremothecium sinecaudum, 1395 nucleotides. RefSeq names its product Ca(2+)-dependent cysteine protease MCA1 (gene MCA1). Gene Ontology annotation, biological process: proteolysis. The record is from RefSeq and is a predicted model, not a curated record. Bases 1 to 1395 code for a protein of 464 amino acids. Lineage: Eukaryota; Fungi; Ascomycota; Saccharomycetes; Saccharomycetales; Saccharomycetaceae. The transcript has a single exon. Gene Ontology annotation, molecular function: cysteine-type endopeptidase activity.
AUGUAUCCAGGCGCAGCUCGUCCAACCUAUAACCAACAGCAGCAACGGUUGCAGGAGCAACAGCAACAACAGCAGCAACAAUAUCAGCAACAGCAGCAGUAUCAUUAUGGAAACCAAGGUUAUAAUAGACCUAACGUCCCACCUCCUGGCAACUACAGACCGCAUAUGCCGCUGCCGUCCAACCCUCAUCCAAAUGUAGAGUAUGGUGCGCCUAGACCACCAAUGCCCCCACCAGUAAGGAACUAUAGUACUGGCCAUGAGGAGCCUUAUAAUGAUCCCGAUGUUGCGCCGCCUCCUUAUACUCCAACCCCCACUCCUCAAAACGAUAGUGGAACAUUCUCUAGCCAGAAUGACAUUCAACUAAAUCACUCUUCAAACUUCUCUAAUAUUCAAGGCCCUGCUAACUAUAGUAAGCCUAAUAAUACGUCCGUUCCCCCCAACUCUACCCAAUAUCUGGGUCCUGGUAACCAACAAAUAUCCUAUCAAUAUUCGCAAUGUACGGGGCGUAGAAAGGCGCUGCUGAUUGGUAUCAAUUAUUUUGGUACUAGAAGCGAGUUACAUGGGUGCAUCAAUGAUGCCAGAGCCAUGUUCAAGUUUUUAACCGCACGUUACGGUUAUAAACCUGAAGAUAUAGUCAUCCUAACUGAUGAUCAACGAGACCCAGUUCGUGUUCCUACGAAAAACAACAUUCUUAGAGCCAUGCACUGGUUAGUCAAGGAUGCAAGACCUAAUGAUGCAUUAUUUCUUCACUAUUCGGGACAUGGCGGGCAAGUUGAAGAUCUAGAUGGAGACGAAGAAGACGGAAUGGAUGAUGUUAUAUAUCCGGUCGAUUUCCAAAUAGCGGGAGAGAUUGUGGACGACCUCAUGCAUGAUAUCUUGGUGAGACCUCUAUUACCAGGUGUACGUCUGACAGCCCUGUUCGACUCGUGCCAUUCAGGAACAGUUUUAGAUUUGCCUUAUACGUAUUCUACGAAAGGUGUUAUCAAGGAGCCUAAUGUUUGGAAGGAUCUAGGUUCUGGUAGUCUACAAGCUGCAAUGGCGUAUGCAACAGGUAAUGGUAUGGGUAUGGUAAGCUCUCUUGGAUCAGCUUUCCGUAGUCUCACGAAAUCAGGCGGGACAGAUAGGGAACGUAUGAGGCAGAUUAAGUUUUCGCCUGCGGAUGUGAUUAUGUUCAGUGGCUCUAAAGACAAUCAGACAUCAGCCGACACUAGCCAAGGUGGAGUUGGAGCUGGUGCCAUGUCUUAUGCGUUCAUAAAUGUCUUAUCGAAGCAACCUCAGCAAUCAUAUCUAUCGCUACUACAAAAUAUGAGAGAAGAGCUCAGAUACAAAUACUCUCAAAAGCCGCAACUAUCUUCAUCACAUCCUAUUGAUGUGAAUUUACAGUUCGUCAUGUAA